AUGAACAAAUUUGAACAACCAAAUAAGACAACAAAAUCUAAAGAUGGGGUCGAUUUCAUCAGUAACAUGCCGGAUUCUAUUCUUCUCUUGAUUCUUUCCUUUCUUUUCUUUACAGAAGAAGUAAUUCAAACCAGCAUUUUGUCCAGACGAUGGAGGUAUUUGUGGACUUCAAUUCCCUCUCUAGACUUAUUUUCCCGAUUUCACCGAGAAGACAAAUUAAAAACAGACGAAUUCAAAGACUUUGUGUUUUGGGUUUUAGCAAACAGAUCCAGCGAUUUGUAUCGUUUUAGUUUAGAUUGUUAUGAUUACUACAGCAUGUCGACAGUAAGACGGUGGAUUCACAUGGCCGUUACAAGAAACGUCAAACAACUUCAGUUGACGUUUUACCCUGAAGACGAGAAUGAGGAUGUCGAGCUCCCCCAUUGUCUUGUGACUUGCUGUUCUUUGGAGGCAUUAAUGUUGGAUUUGAAUUAUCGUGGUCUAAAGUUGCCUAAUAUUAUCGGGUUUCCUGGGCUUAAGGAUCUUUAUUUGGCCUAUAUUGACUUGAGAGACGGCAAUGUGGUAAAAGGUUUUCUGGAAAGCUGCCCUUCACUUGAGUAUCUGGGUUUGUUAGACUGCAUGCUAUGCAAACUUGAUCUUCUUUGUAUUUCAAGUCCGAAGCUCAAGAAGCUUAGCAUUCUUAAUGUGGCUCUUAUGGAUGAUGGCCAGAGUGGCGGAGUUAAGAUUUGUUGCCCAAAACUGGUGGAUUUGGAGUUAAGAGGUCUUAUAGCAAAUAAUUUUUUGUUUGAAUGUCUUGACUCCUUAAAUAAAGCAGGGAUUGAGCCUAAAUUGACGGGGAACAUCAAAUCUGUAUUGUUUCCUGGAAUUUCUCAUGUGGAAUAUUUGUGGAUCGACCUUUACUUCUUUAGUCAGGUAAUUCAUAGGGAAAAAUAUGACACUUGGAGAUGUUUGAAAUGCAUUAAUGUUGCAUGUAAUCCGGCUCUACCUAAUUUGAAGACUUUGGCGCUAAUCACAGCAGUUGAUGCCUUCACCAUGGAUGAACUCAUUCGAAUUCUCAAAUAUUAUCCCAAACUAGAGUCUCUCAAGUUAAUUGUUAAAGAGGAAUUCGAUGGGCCGGAAGAGCGGGAGUUGCAUGAAGGUGAUGCAAGAAAAAUGAUGACUCAAGAUGUGAAAAAGGUUGAGUUUUUUGAAUUUAAGGGAGAAAAGCCGAAACUCGUUUUAGAUUGGCAUGAAGUCACAAUUAUGGAAAUGGUUUUUAGUUGGGGUACCAAAGGCAAGUACUUUUCUUAUAAUAGAUUAUGA
Molecule: messenger RNA, 1302 nt
Organism: Lactuca sativa (garden lettuce)
Lineage: Eukaryota; Viridiplantae; Streptophyta; Magnoliopsida; Asterales; Asteraceae
Product: F-box protein At4g22280
Molecular function (GO): protein binding
Source: RefSeq, a predicted model, not a curated record